GGGCCGGUAAGGGCUGCUGUCGUGGGGUUUCGCCGUCCUCUGUGGAGAGGUGCUGCUUCUCCUCCGGGUGUUCGCUUGAGUUCGGCAGACCCUGGCGGUGAUCCAGCAGUGGUUACCACGCAGCGGGCGCACCUCAUCUUGGUGGGACAGCCAUCCGCCUUUAAGACCGCAAAGGUGUCGCGGGGCGGCGAGUCGCAGUCCGGUGACUCACAGGAGCCUGGGAGGAGAUUGGCACUCUCUUCCCCCGCCCUGCCGCGAUCCUCUGCGCCGCCGGCCUGCCUCCCGGCCCGGCUUCUGCUCAGCGGCAGCCCUCUGAGGGCACUUCACGCCCCGCACCUGGCCCUCAGAUUUUCAGCUUGAGAUCUGUGUGCUUGUGCUGAUUUUCCGAUGAAGUACAUUCUGGUAACUGGUGGUGUCAUCUCAGGCAUUGGCAAAGGGAUCAUUGCAAGCAGCAUUGGCACCAUAUUGAAAUCAUGUGGUCUGCGUGUCACUGCAAUCAAGAUUGAUCCUUACAUAAACAUAGAUGCUGGAACCUUUUCACCGUAUGAACAUGGUGAAGUUUUUGUAUUGAAUGAUGGUGGAGAAGUUGACUUAGAUUUGGGAAAUUAUGAGAGAUUUUUGGACAUCAGUCUCUAUAAAGACAACAAUAUCACCACUGGAAAAAUAUAUCAGCAUGUCAUUAAUAAAGAAAGACAUGGUGAUUACCUGGGGAAAACCGUUCAAGUUGUUCCACACAUCACUGAUGCCGUUCAGGAAUGGGUAAUGAAUCAGGCAAAAGUUCCAGUGGAUGAUGACAGAAAAGAACCACAAAUUUGUGUAAUUGAGCUUGGUGGAACUAUUGGAGAUAUUGAAGGAAUGCCAUUCAUUGAGGCAUUUAGACAGUUUCAGUUCAAAGCAAAAAAAGAGAAUUUCUGUAAUAUCCAUGUUAGUCUAGUACCACAGCCUAAUGCCACUGGUGAACAGAAGACAAAACCAACACAGAACAGUGUUCGAGCACUGAGGGGUCUAGGCUUGUCUCCGGAUCUGAUUGUCUGUAGAAGUGCAAAACCUAUAGAAAUGGCAGUGAAGGAAAAGAUUUCCAUGUUUUGCCAUGUGGAGCCUGAGCAGGUGAUAUUUGUCCAUGAUGUAUCUUCCACUUACCGAGUACCAAUCCUGCUGGAGGAGCAAGGCAUAAUUAAGUAUUUUAAACAGAGGUUAAAUUUGCCUAUUGAUGACCAUCCAAGUGAUCUUCUAAUGAGAUGGAAGAAAAUGGCUGACAGAUAUGAAAGGUUGCUGAAGGUAUGUUCCAUAGCUCUCGUUGGCAAGUACACAAAACUAAGUGAUUGCUAUGCAUCUGUUUUCAAGGCUCUGGAGCACUCCGCACUGGCAAUUAAUCACAAACUGGAUUUAAUGUACAUAGAUUCAACAGAACUUGAACAUUCUACAGAAGUGGAGAACUCGGUGAAAUAUCACCAGGCAUGGCACAAACUGUGCAAGGCAGAUGGCAUUCUGGUCCCAGGAGGGUUUGGAAUUAGGGGAACAGAAGGCAAACUCCAGGCUAUUUCCUGGGCAAGAACAAAGAAAAAACCCUUUCUUGGAGUUUGUCUGGGAAUGCAAUUAGCAGUUGUGGAAUUUGCAAGAAACUGUUUGAAUUGGGAAGAUGCUAAUUCUACAGAAUUUGACCCAGACACAAAAAACCCUGUUGUUAUUGACAUGCCAGAACACAGUCCUGGAGAUAUGGGUGGAACAAUGCGACUGGGGAAGAGAAAGACUGUUUUCAAAACACAAAAUUCCGUUUUAAGGAAACUUUACGGUGAUGAAAUGUUUGUGGAGGAGCGGCACAGGCAUCGAUAUGAGGUGAACCCAGAGUUGACUCACUGCUUUGAAGAGAAAGGUUUGAAAUUUGUUGGCCAUGAUACAGAGGGGAACAGGAUGGAAAUUAUUGAACUGGAGAAUCACCCAUAUUUUGUAGGAGUUCAGUUCCACCCAGAGUUUUCCUCAAGACCUAUGAAACCUUCGCCUCCAUACCUUGGACUGUUGCUAGCAGCAACUGGGACACUCAGUGCAUACCUGCAACGUGGAUGUAAAUUGUCUCCAAGUGACAGCUACAGUGACCUCAGUGAUGACAGCUCUCUAGAAAAAGAGUUUCCUAAUUCAGAAAAAGCUGAAAUGAUUGUAUGACAGCACAGAAAUGGAUGAUGCUGUUGAGAAAACUGGGAACAGUUCAAUACUGAAGAGAAGAAAGUAGAAGAGUAAGCUGCUUGUGAUCCUCAUAGUGUCUCCACCUAUCAUGUUGCUUUACUGAUGACAGUUUCUUGUAGCAAAACCAGUUCUGUAUAAAUGUUCUUUCUCUUUAAAAAUGACAAAAUGGUUGCGCACCUUAGCUGUAAUCAUUACUGAUCAUAUCCUGUGUUUCAGAGUGGUCUCAGGUAAAUAUGUAUUAAUUUGCUAGUUCACAACUGUUCUUGAUUUGAAGGAAGAUUUGAUUGUUUUCAGUUUGCCUUAGAACAGGAAGAUGCAUUGGUUCUUGUGAAGGAGAGGGAAUGCACUAAAAAAAUUUAAGCAAAAGUUGUUUUAUCCAUGAGCAGUAGAGAACUGUUUUGUUUUGCUAUUUAGCUUGUUGCAUAUAUAUAAUUUUACUUUUUUGCUCUUCAGUAUGUACAAAUAAAAAAAUUGUUGCUGUAUUUCAGCUCUUUGUGAUUAUAAAAAUUGAUGUUGGUUA
Molecule: messenger RNA, 2701 nt
Organism: Pezoporus occidentalis (night parrot)
Lineage: Eukaryota; Metazoa; Chordata; Aves; Psittaciformes; Psittacidae
Gene: CTPS2
Product: CTP synthase 2
Exons: 19
Coding region: 388-2160 (590 amino acids)
Biological process (GO): CTP biosynthetic process; pyrimidine nucleobase biosynthetic process
Cellular component (GO): cytoplasm; cytoophidium
Molecular function (GO): CTP synthase activity; identical protein binding
Source: RefSeq, a predicted model, not a curated record